CCACGUCCGCGCGGGCCCACGGAGCAUGGUUCCGGGUCUGGCUCCUAUUACUGAGUCGUUCCCUAGCGUGGAAAACGCUACCACCCAGCAGCCCAAGCCCUCGGUCACAUGGGACCUAAGUUCGCCCUCUGCUCGAGCAGCCGCCGCCCAGGCGACCACCAGUUCUGGCGCUUAUCGGGGCUCGGCCUCCCGGCGCUAUGGGCGCGGCAACCGCCCCGAAAUCAACGUAAAGGCCCAUCCGCAGAUCUGCUUCCUGCAGCCGCGGACCGCGCAGCCGCUAGUGCUAUUCAGCUUGAUGAAUUCCAGUGAAGCAGCAGUGACAAAAUUUUUACCCAAGAGCCAUUUAUCUCGGGUGAUAAUUCGUGACAACCUUGGUGCACAACGACUCUAUGAGAUGGAGAUAAAAGCUUCAGACAAGACCAAGAAAAAGAUGGCCCACUUGUAUGACCACCUGAAAAAAAAGUUCAUGAUGGAUCAGCUCAGGAAGCUGGGGCGCUGGAAACGGGAAUCCAUGAACAUCCAGCGGUACCUGGAUAGCAUCCGAGUUCACAAAGGCUCAUUCCAGGCUAAAAAGAAAAGCCAUGGACAAGUGCCUGCCCCUAGACCAUGA
Messenger RNA from Rhinolophus ferrumequinum (greater horseshoe bat), 610 nucleotides. It is a transcript of the gene C25H5orf52, whose product is annotated as chromosome 25 C5orf52 homolog. The transcript has 3 exons. The record is from RefSeq and is a predicted model, not a curated record. The coding region runs from base 26 to 610 and encodes 194 amino acids. NCBI's taxonomy places the organism in Eukaryota, Metazoa, Chordata, Mammalia, Chiroptera, Rhinolophidae.